Dovyalis caffra is the source of this 900-nucleotide messenger RNA. Lineage: Eukaryota; Viridiplantae; Streptophyta; Magnoliopsida; Malpighiales; Salicaceae. The record is from the annotation of a GenBank genome assembly.
AUGUCUGGAAGCAAGACCGUAGAAUUUUCAAGAGGAAAACUAGAAACGCAGACAUCUGUAGAGAAUUCAUUUGAACGCAUUCAUGGCUAUGACUAUGUUGCUGCUUUUUGCUUUGUUGGUUUCUCGCCUAACAAUUUCAGAUGCACAAUCCAUAGGGGCGGUCAAGAAACUAUUAUGGCUGCCCUUUCCCUAUUGUUUAUUGGAUCCUUGAUGUCUGGCCUAGAAGCAGUAGCAGGGAGUAAUAGUGUCAAUGCCUCGUCUGGAACAAGUCGUGAUCCAGGAGUUAUUAGCCAUGCGGGCAUAAAAGAAGCUGGCAAUGCCAUAUCUGAGACUAGUACCAGCGCAAGAGUUAACAAUCAUGUGCGCAGAGAAGUUGUCAAGGCCACAUCUGAGACUAGUCGCAGCCCAAGAGUUAUCAAUCAACUAGGCAGAGAUGCUGUCAAUGCUAAAACUGAGGCUAGAGGCAGCCCAAGAGUUAUCAAUCUAGUGGGCAGAGAAGCUGUCAAUGCCACAGUCGAGACUCGUCAAAGCCCAGGAACUAAAAAUCAUGUGGGCAGGGAAGCUGUCAAUUACACAUCUGAGACUAGUCGUGACCCAAGAGUCGUUAAUCCUCAAAGACUUGUUGAUCUUCAAAUUGCUGCAAGAAUAAGAGUCAACAAUCAUGUGGGCACAGAAGCUGUCAAUUCCACAUCUGAGACUAGUGGCAACCAAUGGGUUAUCAAUCAAGUGGGCAGAGAAGCUGUUAAUCCCUCAUCUGAGACUAGUCGUGACCCAAGAGUUGUUGAUCUUCAAAACGCUGCAAGAGCACAGGAUUCACGAAGUACGAUCCGAAGUGAGAUUAACCAAAUUGAAACAAUAGAUCCAAUCACUAGUAAGAGAGAGAUAAUUUACAGAAAAUAA